Molecule: messenger RNA, 555 nt
Organism: Camellia sinensis
Lineage: Eukaryota; Viridiplantae; Streptophyta; Magnoliopsida; Ericales; Theaceae
Source: RefSeq, a predicted model, not a curated record
AUGGCUAGUAGGAGGCAGAGCAAGAAUGUGUUAGAUUCUGUUGUUGUGGAUGGGGUAAGUCUUGGGAAACCGAGAAUGGUAAGACAAGUGGUGUUUAAGCAUUUUAAGGAUUUGUAUUUCGAGGCGUGGAGAGGUAAACCAAAAUUGGAGGGGCCUUUUACCACUAUUGGUAGGGGUGGGGCUUCAAACGAGUUAGUAGCUGAGUUCACAGCGCAAGAGGUAUGGGCUGCUGUGACGGAAUGUGACGGUAACAAAGCUCCAGGGCCAGACGGGUUCAAUCUUGCGUGUAUUCAGAAAAAUUGGAAAGUCAUGAAAGAUGAGGUUAUGCAAUUCAUGCAGGAGUUCUAUGCAAAUGGGAAAUUGGCCAAAGGUUUAAACAGUUCAUUCAUUACUCUUGUAUCUAAGAAGGAAAAUGUUGUGGAGUUGGUGGACUUUAGGCCGAUCAGUCUAGUGAAUUCAAUCUACAAAAUUCUGGCCAACGUUUUAUCUAGGAGGCUGAAAAAGGUGAUCCCUACAAUGAUUAAUAAGGCUCUGACAACAUUUAUAGGGGGUUGA